Camellia sinensis is the source of this 1521-nucleotide messenger RNA. RefSeq names its product zinc finger CCCH domain-containing protein 20. Gene Ontology annotation, molecular function: metal ion binding. NCBI's taxonomy places the organism in Eukaryota, Viridiplantae, Streptophyta, Magnoliopsida, Ericales, Theaceae. The record is from RefSeq and is a predicted model, not a curated record.
CUCUUUCCCCCUAGCGCUCUCAGAGAGAAGCACACACUGAUGAUGGUGAUAACCAGCGAAACCACUCGUUCAAAUACGAUCGUCCAUGUCCCACCAUGGAACCUCCUCGACGAUCCAACUGCCACCACCGUCAACCUCUACCGCAAUGCCACUGGUGACACCACCAACUUCGAAGCCCUGGCGGCGCUCCACCGCUAUCUUCCCUCAAACACCACCACCGCCGCCGCGGACUCUGAUUUUCUGAGCGACGACUACCACAUUCCUCUGGGCGCGUUCUCAUGCGAUCAUUUUCGUAUGUUCGAUUUCAAGGUGAAGAAGUGCGCACGUGCGAACUCACACGACUGGACGGAGUGCCCGUACCUGCACGCCGGCGAGAAGGCUCGCCGGCGUGACCCCCGGAAGUUCCACUACUCCGGCACCGCGUGCCCGGAGUUUCGCAAAGGACAAUGCAAAAAGGGCGACUUGUGCGAGUUCGCUCACGGCGUAUUCGAGUGCUGGCUCCACCCUUCUCGCUAUCGUACGCAGCCCUGCAAGGACGGCACCCAUUGUCGCCGCCGUGUCUGCUUCUUCGCUCACACUCCCGAUCAGCUUCGGGUCUUGCCUCAGACCAGUCCCAGAACCACCGAUUCGUAUGACGGGUCGCUGAGUCGACUCGGUUCGUCUCCGACAUCGACUCUGUACUCGCCAUCUGACUCGCCGAAUGUGAACUCGGUGAGUGAACUCUCUUGGUCGAUGAUGAAGAAUCUGCAGAUUGGGAAGGUGAGGAUGAGCAUGAGUCCGACUUCUCAAAUGGGAUCCGAGUGUUGUUCGCCCCGAAGUCCGUCGGGUCUCCGAUCCGGGUUUUCGAGCCUCCCUUCGACUCCUACUCGGACCCCAAGUCGGUCUGGAUUCGAUUUCUGGGACCAGACCUGUGAAGAGGAGCCUGUAAUGGAGAGGGUAGAGUCUGGGAGAGACCUGCGUGCAAAGAUAUACGCGAAACUCAGCAAGGAAAACUCACUGAAGCGAGUUGAUUUGGCUCCGGGUCCUGAUUUCGGGUGGGUGUCCGAACUGGUGAAGUGACCGAAAACGGAUCUUGGUUUGGUUCGUUGUUUUGGGUUAAUGGGUUUUCGGGUUCAGUGGCAUGACAUGUGAAUAUUAAAAGACCUAAAGAUUAAUUGCAGAUUAAUCUGAUGUGAAGUUUUUGAUCAGUGAUUAAUCUUGUGUAAAUAGUGGAUCGGGAAGGAAGAGAUUAGACAUUAAUCUCUAUUUUGUGUUUUGUGUUUUGUGUUUUUGUUUUUUGGGAUAAAACUUGCAAGUUUGUGUAUAAACAAGAAGGGUUUUGUUGGCUGCUGAAGAAAGUGAUGUAGCAUUUUGUUUUGUUGAUCAUAUAUUUGUAAUUGGUCUUAUGAAUUUGCUGUGUUUACUUUUGUUGAGAAAGUGAUGAUCUUCUGUAAGCUCAUUCACAUUCAAACCCAUCUGCUCUUAAGUUUACAAUUUGUAAGAAUUAAAAAAUAUGUAUGUAUUGUGUUUUUUUUAGCACCA